GAGUUUUGGUUAGCUAAUGCGCAUCAGCUGCUGUUAAAAUUUUCGUAUCUCCAAAUUUUUGACAUUCGAAACGUAACAACCAUGCGCUUUUAAAAAGCAGUGUUCCUAGUCAUUUUUCUUAAUAUUUGUUUUUAAUUUUACAUUGUUUAUACAGUUGGUGUAUAAGUCCAUUUAAAAGGGUCGCUUUUAGAAGAGACAUAAUAUAUUUUGCCAAUAAAACAUGCCACCCUAUUUCUUCUACUGCUCAUAAAAAUAUGUAGGUAAAAAAUAUAAUGAAAAAAUCCUACUAAUUUUGUAAAACUUGAUUUAACAUUUUGCGAAGUUUGCUCACAUUCAUAGUUUUUUCCAUAGGUUGGGGGUUAUGAAGCAAUUAGUGUGGUGUGUUUUAAGCGCUGUUUUAGAAACUUAGAAGCAAAUUGGUUAAUAAUCGACAUAAAGUGGCUUUUUUGAGGCGAAGGGGUAAUUCAACCCUCAUGGUAGUAGUAUACUCCACUUUUGACAGUUUUUGCCAAAAUGAAUCCAAAAUACUCAAGAAUAUUAGCAACAUUAGUGAUAGUCAUUAUUUUGUACAAAGCAUUCCAACAUUAUGUCUUCCCUAGAAAACCAAUCAUUGAACAAAUCAUAAGAAAGAACGAGUUUGGUGAAGAUGUUGAAAAAGUUAAAGUUAGUGUAUAUUAUGAAGCUCUCUGUCCCGACUCAAAAUUUUUUAUUACUGGCGAACUUCUCCCACUUUUUGAUAAACUGAAAAGUAAUAUUGAGAUUGAUUUGGUACCAUAUGGAAAAGCUGAGACAACUAUUGGAGCGGAUGGUACAAUCAACUUUCGUUGCCAACAUGAAUCUUUAGAAUGUGUUGCUAAUAAAAUACACUCUUGUGUAAUUGAACAUGUUACUGAUCAAGAACUGAGGUUGAGAUACAUUGCCUGCAUGAUCACAGAUAACAUGAAGCCUGAAGAAGCAGGAGAAAGGUGUGGACGUGAAUUAGACAUUGAUUUUAGUCAUAUAAGUAAUUGUGCAGCUGACAUUAAAGGAUCUCAGCUUUUAAAGCAUUAUGGAGAGAGAACUCAUGCUUUGAACCCUGGGGUUCGAUUUAUUCCAACUAUUGAACUGAAUGAUAGCCAAAGCUUUGUUCCACAGAAAAACAUUUUGAAAGAUUUAUUCAAGUCUGUUUGCCAUGUGUUCAAGAGAAAACCAGAAAUGUGUGAACAAUAGUCUGAUUUAUAUUUAAAAUUCAAUUUGACUCUUUUUUUAUAAUCAUUUUGACCUUUUACCAACUUUACAUAAAAUAAUUUUAGUCUCUCUAAAUCUAUGACAAAUUUUAAUUAUUAAUAGGAACUAAAGUGAUUUAGCAAAUUUUAUGUAUAUGAAAGUGUUACAUAUGUAGAAAUAUAUAUCCAAAUAACAUGAGACGUUUUUAUUUUUCAAUCUUUUUUCCAAAAAAAAAUCACAUGUCAGUAGGGGGUGUACUUAAAAAAAAUGAUAUUGACAUUUUAAUUGACUUUAAAGAUAUUUCGUUUUUAAUGUGGUAUAUGGUACAACUGUUCAAAUUUAUAAAAUACUUUGCGGUAAUCUGACUUACACGUAUUCCGAUUAG
Messenger RNA from Cylas formicarius (sweet potato weevil), 1591 nucleotides. RefSeq names its product gamma-interferon-inducible lysosomal thiol reductase-like. Bases 514 to 1209 code for a protein of 231 amino acids. The transcript has 3 exons. The record is from RefSeq and is a predicted model, not a curated record. Gene Ontology annotation, molecular function: oxidoreductase activity, acting on a sulfur group of donors, disulfide as acceptor. NCBI's taxonomy places the organism in Eukaryota, Metazoa, Arthropoda, Insecta, Coleoptera, Brentidae.